Salarias fasciatus (jewelled blenny) is the source of this 3680-nucleotide messenger RNA. RefSeq names its product transcriptional repressor CTCF-like. Lineage: Eukaryota; Metazoa; Chordata; Actinopteri; Blenniiformes; Blenniidae. Gene Ontology annotation, biological process: regulation of transcription by RNA polymerase II. The transcript is spliced from 16 exons. The record is from RefSeq and is a predicted model, not a curated record. The coding region runs from base 186 to 2684 and encodes 832 amino acids. Gene Ontology annotation, molecular function: sequence-specific DNA binding; DNA-binding transcription factor activity, RNA polymerase II-specific. Gene Ontology annotation, cellular component: nucleus.
CACAGGCGCACUGAGCGCCCAACUGCCAUUUUGUGGUCCAAGCUAUUCUGCUAAAGGAGAGGGAUUAAAACAAACUGCCCAGAAGCCCGCACUCCUUCCCGGCCGCUUCAACUUUGUCGCACGGACCGAGUGCUGCCGGUCGAGUUCCGCGGGAGCAGCAACACUCCGUACGGUUCCCACCCAGGAUGGACGGUGGGCCAGCAGAGGGGGUGGGGGUGGUGGAAGUUCCCUCUAAAGACUUCCCGUCCAUUCAGGCCGUCCACAGCCAGGACGCCAUGGUGGCCGACCUCCUGCAGCAGGCCGCCCAGGCUGGAGGGGUGGUGGAAGGCCAGGCUGGAGUCGUCCUGGAGCAAGGACACGGAGAAGGGAUGGUGGCGGCGUCCCAGUCUCAGCAGCAGCUGAUCGAGGCGGGGGCGGGGGUGGAGAUGAUGGUCAUGGACUCGCUGGAUCCCACUCUGCUGCAGAUGAAGACUGAGGUGAUCGACGCUGCGGUUGGAGGGCCGUCAGCCACGGUGGGCGUGGUCGGAGGGGUGGCGGGCGGUGCUCACCAAGCUACUGUGACCACAGUGGACCAGACGCAAAUCAUCACGCUUCAGGUGGUGAACAUGGAGGAGCAGGCGGCGUUGGGCCUCGGCGAGCUCCAGCUGGUCCAGGUUCCCGUCUCUGCCACCACCGUGGAGGCUCUGCAGCAAGGCACUUACGUAGACACUGCAGCGAUGCCCAAGGACGGCGACCCCGUCAUCUGCCACACGCUGCCGCUGCCCGAGGGCUUCCAGGUGGUCAAGGUGGGCGCUAACGGAGAGGUGGAGACAGUGGAGCAGGAGGACGACGAAGUGGAAGCCCACCAGGAGGAGGAGGACGACGACGAGGUGGUGAACCAGCUGGUGGAGGGGGAGGGGGAGCCCAUCCAGCCCCCCAACGACGAGUCCGGCUGGUCCAAAGACCCCGACUACCAGCCCCCGUCCGGGAUCGUCAAGAAAGCCAAGAAGGGUAAGAAGAGUCGCCUGCGUUACGCCGAAGGAGACAAGGACAUGGACGUCAGCGUGUACGACUUCGAGGAGGAGCAGCAGGAGGGCCUCCUGUCAGAGGUCAACGCCGAGAAGGUGGUGGGCAACAUGAAGCCCCCGAAGCCCACCAAGAUCAAGAAGAAAGGAGUGAAGAAGACGUUUCAGUGCGAGCUGUGCAGCUACACCUGCCCCCGGCGCUCCAACCUGGACCGGCACAUGAAGAGCCACACCGACGAGCGGCCUCACAAGUGUCACCUGUGUGGGCGGGCCUUCAGGACGGUCACCCUGCUCAGAAACCACCUCAACACACACACAGGAACUCGUCCACACAAGUGCACAGACUGCGACAUGGCGUUCGUGACGAGCGGCGAGCUGGUCCGCCACCGUCGCUACAAACACACACACGAGAAACCCUUCAAGUGCUCCAUGUGCGACUACGCCAGCGUGGAGGUGAGCAAGCUAAAGCGUCACAUCCGUUCCCACACCGGCGAGCGGCCGUUCCAGUGCAGCCUGUGCAGCUACGCCAGCAGAGACACGUACAAACUGAAGAGACACAUGAGGACACACUCAGGAGAGAAACCGUACGAAUGCUACAUCUGCCACGCCCGCUUCACCCAGAGCGGGACCAUGAAGAUGCACAUCCUCCAGAAACACACGGAGAACGUGGCCAAGUUCCACUGCCCGCACUGCGACACCGUCAUCGCACGCAAGAGCGACCUGGGGGUUCACCUCCGCAAGCAGCACUCCUUCAUCGAGACCGGCAAGAAGUGCCGCUACUGCGACGCCGUCUUUCACGAGCGCUACGCCCUGAUCCAGCACCAGAAGUCGCACAAGAACGAGAAGAGGUUCAAGUGCGACAUGUGCGACUACUGCUGCCGUCAGGAGCGCCACAUGGUGAUGCACCGCCGCACUCACACCGGCGAGAAGCCGUACGCCUGCAGCCAGUGUGAGAAGACCUUCAGGCAGAAGCAGCUGCUCGACAUGCACUUCAAGCGCUACCACGACCCCAACUUCGUCCCCACCGCCUUCGUCUGCCCCAAGUGCAGCAAGACCUUCACUCGCAGGAACACGAUGGCGCGCCACGCCGAGAACUGCAGCGGCGAGGUGGAGGAGACGGAGAACGGCGCUUCGCCCGCCAAGAAGGGCAAGAAGGGCAGGAAGAAGAAGAUGAGGAGCAGAAGAGACGACGACGACAGCGAGGACGAUCAGGUGGAGCCGGACGAGGAGGAGGACGAGGGCGACGGCGAGGAGGCCUUGCUGCUGCCGGAGGAGGAGCCGGAGAGCAUGGAGCUGGAGCAGGCCCCCGCCGCCAUCCCCAUCCCGGCCCCCGAGGAGCCGCCCGUCAAGAGGAAACGAGGCCGGCCCCCGAAGAACGCCCCCAAGCCUUCAGCCGCCAGCCAGCCGGCGGCGGCCGCCAAGACCAGCGCCGUGGCCACCGCCAUCAUCCAGGUGGAGGACGAGAGCACCGGCGCCGUGGAGAACAUCAUCGUGAAGAAGGAGGACGGGGACGCGUCGGCGGCGCCCCUGGAGUCGGGCGUGGCGCUGACGGUGGAGGGGGUGGGGCUGGAGGAGGAGGGCGUGGAGACUGUGGAGCUGGCGGUGAACGAGGAGGGCGCGGCGGGCGCCGCCAACGGAGACCUGACGCCGGAGAUGAUCCUGAGCAUGAUGGACCGAUGAGCGCCGGGCCUUCCUUCCUGUCUCUGCCCCCCCCCAGUGUAAGCCCCGCCCCUCCCCCCCCUGCUUCAGUAGACAAACCGUGCACGAGGACGGAGAGCCACCGUCGGUCCGUUCAGACGUUCCUCUAACAGCAUAAUCUCUCUCAUCGUCUCCGCUCUCCGAGGAUCCUUGUUCUGGGUGUUUCUGCUUCUCGUCCUCGUCCAGCUUCUUUCACCACAUGAAGAAAUCACUCCUCCUCUUUCCAUUUUGUUUUCCUCCUCGAUUCAUUUUAAACCCUGGAACUCGAAACCGUCGCGUGUGUGAAAUCUGGCUUCCACUCAGUUUUUCCCUUCAUGAGCGGCGUGAGGAAACGCACUCACACACAUUCGGCUCACAAACACAGCAAGUUAUUGAUCAAAAGCUGUUUUUUUAACAAUAUUUCAAUGAAUUAAUGCUGAUGGACAGUCAAGUGGUCAGAAGUCACAUUUUCUUCUCCUUGACCUGCAUCCUUUAGCAGGAUGGUUUGUUUUAUUUGUACAUUCCGGAUGCUUCAAUCAGGACGGACGCAGUAUUCAAACAGUUAGCGGUGAAAGCGAUGAACGCCUGGGAUCGUGGACGGUGGUUUGCAUGUAAAUACACUCUGAAUGCUACUGCUUUGAUUCUUCUCUCAGCCUUUUUUUUUUUUAAAUGAUUUUAAAUUGAGCCGUGUUUGUCGGAAGGUAGAGGGAUUUUGAUUUUCUUUGUUUGGAUCCGCCUCUCGGCGCUCGUCGUCCCGCCUGUAAAGUGGAUUUCUUUUGCACGGACUCCAUCAUGUGUCCCUCCUCCCUCUCCGUUUUCACCGUUUGGCUCCAGAUGUGAGCGCGAGGGUCACUUCCACACGUUCAAAAACAUCCACCGGCGAGACGCAGGUGGCGGCGAAGCUGCUCACAUUAGUGGAAUUGGCCCGGGGGCCAGAAUCAGCCCUGUAGAAGCACCUUCCAUACUGUUCCCGCUGAUUUCCCCCUAAAAACAGUUUUU